AAGAGUGCAGGGUGCGCUCCAUCCACAGCCUCAGCACACCGGACUCAUCCUCCACCAGCUGUGCUCCAGUUCCGUUUGCAUCGGCUUUUACAGUUGGCGGAUAUAGCAUGGAUACGAUUUAAGACACACUACUGAGCCGUGAGCAGUUUCACUUGCUAAAAACAUCUUAUUCUCUUAAAGCUCGUCCCACAGAAGUCACAAUAAUGAUGGAGUAUUGGAGGCAAUGCGCGCUGUGGUUAAUAAACUGCAAGGUGCUUGCAGCUAACCACCGGGUUACAUGGGAGUCUGCUCAGGUAUUUGACUUGGCUCAGACUCUCCGGGAUGGAGUCCUCCUGUGCCAUCUGCUCAACAACCUGAGACCCCAGUCCAUCAACCUAAAGGAAAUCAACCUCCGACCGCAAAUGUCACAGUUCCUGUGCCUGAAGAACAUCAGGACUUUCCUGGCAGCGUGCAGUGACGUAUUCGGGAUGAAGAAAAGCGAGCUGUUCGAGGCCUUUGACCUUUUUGACGUCAGGGACUUUGGAAAGGUUAUGGACACACUAUCAAAACUUUCCCAAACAGCGAUUACACAACAAACUGGAAUCAGGCCUUUCCCAUCGGAGGAGAGUGUUCAAGAUGAGGAUAUCUACAACCACCUGGAGGACCUUAUAGAUGAGAACGGGGUGGAGGAUGAGGAGGAUUUGUACGACUGUGUGUAUGAGGAUGAAGAUGGAGGAGAGAUCUAUGAAGAUCUGAUGAAGACAGAGGCCAUCGCUCCCCCGGCGUUCCAGAAGCAAGCAGAGACUGACAUCAGGAGCUGCUGUUUGUCAGAGAUCAAGCAGACAGAGGAGAAGUACACUGAGACCCUGGAGUCUAUAGAGAAGCACUUUAUGACACCCCUCACAAUGUUCCUAUCCAUGGUCGAGAUGGAAAAGGUGUUUGUGAAUAUCCCGGACCUGGUUAAAGUUCACAAAGGUUUACUGGUGGAAAUCCAAGACUCAGUCCACCACAGAAGUGCCCAGAACCUCCACCAGAUCUUCAUCACUUUUAAAGAGAGGUUGUUGAUCUAUGGGAAAUACUGCAGCCACGUGGAAACAGCCAUCAUUUGUCUGGAUGACAUCUGCAAAGAAAGGGAGGACGUACGCAUGAAGCUUGAGGAGUGUUCAAAGAGAGCUAACUACGGCAAGUUCACACUGAGGGAUCUGCUUGUGGUUCCUAUGCAGCGAGUCUUAAAGUAUCACCUCCUCCUGCAGGAGCUGAUGAAACACACUCACGAUUCCUCCGACAAGACCAAUCUGCGCACGGCAUUGGAUGCUAUGAAGGACUUGGCUCAGUACGUCAACGAAGUCAAGCGAGACAAUGAGACACUGCGAGAAAUAGAUCAGUAUCAGAAAUCCAUCGAAAACCUGAAUCAGACUUUGAGUAACUAUGGGAGACCCAAAGGUGACGGGGAGGUACGGGUGGCCUCGGUGGACAAACGAGCCAAACAGGACAGGCACAUCUUUCUGUUUGACGCGGCGGUGAUCGUUUGCAAGCGGCGAGGAGACAACUACGAGAUGAAAGAAGUGAUUGACCUGCACCUCUUCAAGAUCACCAACAACCCCACAUCGGACAAGGAGAACCGCAAGUGGUCCUACGGCUUCUACCUCACUCACAACCAGGGCCAGAGCGGCUUUGAAUUCUUCUUCAAGACCAAAGAGCUGAAGAAGAAGUGGCUGGAGCAGUUUGGCAUGGCCAUAUCCAACAUUCGCCCAGAGAACGCCACAAACAACCUCCACGAGUUCAACAUGCACACCUUUGAAAGGAUCACCUCCUGUAACUCUUGCCACAUGCUGCUGAGGGGCAUCUUUAACCAGGGCUACCUGUGCUCCAAGUGCGGUUUAGGUGCCCAUAAAGAAUGCCUGGGCCGCUUUGGCAGCUGUGGAAAAACAGAUCCCGGCUCCGUCAGAACUCAGAGCAAAGAUAGAGAUCCAGGUUUGCCCAAGAUGCUGGUGAUCAGGAACUACUUUGGGGUGCCGAGCCCAACGUCUGGUCCGGCACUCAGCAUCCAGACGGGUGACAUCAUCGAAUUAAUCUGCGCCGACCUCCAUAGCCCAUGGUGGCAGGGCAAAAUCCUGGCGACGAAAGAGGUUGGCUUCUUUCCAAGCGACGCUGUGAAGCCUUGCCCAUGUGUCCCGAAGCCUGUCGAUUACUCGUCUCAAGCUUGGUUUGCAGGGCCCAUGGAGCGACUUCAGGCAGGAACAGAACUCCUUCACAGGGUCAACAGCACCUACUUGGUCCGCCAUCGCAGCAGAGAAUUCACAGAGUACGCCAUCAGUAUAAAGUACAACAGCGACGUGAAGCACAUAAAGAUCCUGACCAAGGACUUCUGCUUCUACAUCGCAGAGAACAAGAAGUUCAGGAGCAUAUUGGAGCUGAUAGAGUACUACAAACACCACUCGUUGAGAGAAGGUUUCAGGAGUCUGGACACGACUCUAAAGUUCCCUUACCGGGAACCGGAGACCGCUGCUAUGCACAGCCUCAACCGUUCCAGUAGCCAAACCCCAUUGCUCUACGGCCUCUCUUUUGUAACUCCUGCCGGCUACAGCUUUGUUCCUCCUUCCUCUGCUCCCUUCUGGUCAGUGUUUGCGCCAAAGGUGAUCGGUGUGGCGAUCGCGCGGUACGACUUCAGCUCGCGGGACACGCGGGAGCUCUCGCUGCAGGAGGGAGACGUGGUGAAGAUCUACACCAAGUCGGGAGCCAACGGCUGGUGGAGGGGCGAGGCCAACGGCCGGGUGGGCUGGUUCCCCUCCACAUACGUAGAGGAGGGUGAGGAGUGAAAGGUCCACCACGGGAAGAAGAGAAAGAUAAAGGAAGAACGGCAGCAGUGCAGUAAGCACACUGUGAACAGAACAGUGACAAAGAGUGAGCUUCUGCACCGCUGCUUGUUACUUUCGGAGUGAAGCGCUCUCCUCGAUGGAGUCCUGACGCCGGCAACACUCCCAGAAUCCUUUGGGAGAGAAAAGGGACGCGAAGAUGCCCCAUCAUUUCUGGUUGACUCUGUGUGGCUAAGUGACUCCACCAAAUAGCAGCUUGCCUGUCAGCGGGGCUCGAGCCCUCGCCAGACACCCCUCACCCCCCCCCCCACAUCAUCCAUCCAUCCAUAAUUCAGCCCGCCCUCCCCUCCCCUCUCUGCCCCCAGCUCCCACCUGUUUCUGCUUGCCAAGUCGGCCGUCGCCAGUCUGUCAAAAAGUAGAAAUGCUACUCUUCCAUUCAUGCGCUCAUCCAUCCACCCAUACAAGCAUCCCCCCCACCCCCACCCCACCCACCUGUGGGAAUAGAGCAAUUUGAGGCGGAAAAGACCCACACUAUUCUGUCCCCUUCUCUCUGAGGGGAUUUCAGUGAGUUUUGACCUUGCCUGUGUGUUUCCUCCACUAAUGCUGCUGGUUAUUGAUGACUCCCUGACCCAGAUUCACACACACACCUCCAACCUCUCCUCCCCUUCAGAUUACGAUCGCCUCACACACACUCCUACAGGAGAUGCAAGAGAGGGAUUGCGUCGGAUAGCAUCGCUGCGCAGUGCCAGCAAUUGAUCGCUGUUGUUCCUAUUUUCCUCCCUCCUCCUACAUUCUUUAUCUGGAGCCGGCCUCUCAUGUUUUCAGUUGUCUGGGCCGUUAGCGAUCCUCGGCUCUUAUCGGUGGCAGCUCUGUCGACAGGAGCACAUUCGCCCAGGGUUUAUCUUAUUGGAGGCAUUAGCAGCUUGUCGGGGAACGAGCCACACUACCUCGAAGCCACCUGUCCCCAACAUAAAGCCGAUAGAAAACAUAAGCAGCUCAACCUUCUUAAUCUUUUAUCUCACAUUUUUCUCUGCUUUGUUUCUCAGCUUCACCAUCUGCAGAUAUGAUAGAUAGGAUGAUUGAUUGCAUUCUUGAAAAAGAAAGAGACCCAGAUGUGUUGUUUAACAUGAUUUUUUACCAGAUUAUGCAUCACAAUAUUAACAGACACGAGGUAUCUUCUGUGUUCAACCCUCGCCCCCUGGGUACAUUAUGCACACUGCCUCCUUAAUCCACACUUAAAGAGGAUUUUCCCACAUUUGAGGGGAAUAAAUACCCACUUUACUCACUAGUCAGCCAUUAUAUAGCCAGAGAGAGAGUGGGAAGACAGUGUGCACAGAAUUAAAAUAGUGAUCAAUUUAUGUCUGGAGGUGAGAACAGGAACAGCUGUUGGCUUUGUGCAGCGAUGUUUUAAUCUCAGCCAGGAUUCUCUCUUUCCUGGAUAGACGGAGAAACACACUACAAACCGUACAUCCCUGUUCAAAAUAUGUACAUAUUUUCAUGGCAAACUCUUUGAACUAAGAACUUUAAAUUCUUCUUUCUUUAAAGCUGUACUUUGGCUACAUUUCCCCUCAUAUAGACUUUCACACACGCCUACACAUGACAUUUUAAAAACCAUCCAUCUCUUUUCUGUUAAGGGAAGGUAAAAAUAAAAUGUACAUAACAUACAUCACUGGGGUACUAAGAGGCAGCAUUCUCGAGGUGAUAACAAAAAAAAAGCAUCAGACAUUGAAUUCAGAACUUUCUAAGGAAAGUUUGAGUGGACCUCUGAUAGGGCAUUACUCCUAUUCAAAGCCUUCAUCCACCCCCUCAUGUCUCUAUUGUGUCCAUGUCAUUGGGUAUUGUGUCAGAAAUAUAUUUUGUGAAUCAAAGUAAGAGUUUAUUGUAAAGAUAUGCUCUUAAUGGAGCCAUUAUGUGUGGACAUCUAUAAUAACCCCCUGCCAGCCCUGCCAUUAUGAUACGUAUGACAAUAUAUUUUUUUGCUCUCAGUCAUGUUGUUUAAAACUGCACUGAAGAUGUGUCAGAAAUAGUCAUCUUAAUGUAUUUUGCAUUGUGACGCCCCCUUUUUUCCAAAUUGUGUAUCAUCAGUGUCAUUAAGUGACCACUAGAUGGAAGCAUCCUAAACACAACUCUUCCCAAAGCCAGUCACCUUCAACUUGCUUAAGUUUGGAGAUGACAUCAUCCGAUAAGGAGGGUCACAAUAUUUAGGCAUUUAGCCUUCGCCUCACACAUGUUGCUGGGAGAUGAGGGAAAGAGGAUGACAUACUGACAAAUCCAAAGUGUGUAAAGACAAGAUUUAAGUUUGUUAAAGAAGUAGAGCGUCCGGAUUAGUAAAGCAGGUUAAAAUAUGCAGAUGUGAAAUUAUUUGAAAAAGCUGUAUUGUGAAGUUUCUUGACAUUCCCUGACUUUUACCAGAUUUCCAAGAACUUUCUAUUUGUCCUCCUCGCCUGUUCCCAAAAGUCUCUGAGCAGUCAAACAUUAGAUUUAUAACAUCUUUAGGAAUUCUGCGGUGAGGCAGCGGCCCAAAUGUGAUCCAGCCCGAGCGCCUCUCCGUCCUGGGAGCAGAGCGGAGGCAGAGACUCCGUAAUCCACUCCGCUCGCCUCCUCCGCCCAGAUGAACUCUGACAGCUGGGCCAUUUACAACUGCAGGCCUUCCUCCACUCCUAGUGCGCUUCCAGAUUUUCUGUGUGUGCAGGAGGGACGGGAGGAAGGCUCAAGGGUAUCUGUGAUCUAAUCAUUACACCAUCUCCUCACCCCGGCGACCCCACUGCAUCCAUCUCUCUGUCGUCUCCUCUCCCUCGCUCUCUCUCACCUUGUCACUUCCCUUCUCUCUCCCUCUCUUUACUGCUCUCUUCCCCCAUCUAUCUUUCAUCCAAUCUCUGUCUUUCUCUCUGCAUUCUGGCCCUCACCCCGAUGCUCUGUAGGCUGUAACUGCUGUAACUUCUGAAAAUAGAAGAGGCGAUUCUCUAUAAACUAAUUGAGGACUGCUUUUAAUUUGACCGCAAAUUCAUAGAGAGAAAUAAAAGCAAUUGAGCGAGAAUGAAUUGGUUGUCACCUCUGUCCUCUCCUCCUAUGGAGUGUGCACAGAUUCUGUCUAUAUGCAGAGGCACACACCGUGUACGUGUGAAGAAAUGUUCUGACAGGAUUUAGGGCUGAGCAAGUCUUAGCCCAGCAGGGGUUCAGGAUACAAUCUCCUCCGCCAACAUGAGAGGACAUUUGUGUAGCAACCUGAGCAGAAACAGCAUACUAUCACCCAUACAGUACAUGAAGGAAAUGUGUCUUUCUUCCAGCGCUCAAAAUCCACCCUUAAUCCAAUGACAAGUCACCCCCCCACUUCCCUCUCUGUGUAUUAUUGCUCCCUCCUGACUGAAGUUUGCAUUCUGUGUCCCCGCUCCAUGUUCUGUGAUCCCCUGAAGCCAAAGAUGUACUUCCUGUACACUCAGUGUUGUGUCAGAACCACGGUACCGACCGCUGUGGCCUAACUCUAAAACCGUGCAAUCUCAACUGUGUAGCAUUACCGUGUAUUGUUGCUGUACCAUACUGUAAAAUAUGUACAUAGCAUAUAAUAAAGAUAUACAUUGCUUCUUCUAA
Messenger RNA from Trematomus bernacchii (emerald rockcod), 6383 nucleotides. RefSeq names its product guanine nucleotide exchange factor VAV3 (gene vav3a). The record is from RefSeq and is a predicted model, not a curated record. Bases 204 to 2798 code for a protein of 864 amino acids. Gene Ontology annotation, molecular function: guanyl-nucleotide exchange factor activity; protein binding. Gene Ontology annotation, cellular component: cytoplasm; plasma membrane. The transcript is spliced from 28 exons. Gene Ontology annotation, biological process: intracellular signal transduction; cell migration; regulation of GTPase activity. Lineage: Eukaryota; Metazoa; Chordata; Actinopteri; Perciformes; Nototheniidae.